This is a messenger RNA of Grosmannia clavigera kw1407, 1974 nucleotides long. Its product is annotated as choline dehydrogenase. NCBI's taxonomy places the organism in Eukaryota, Fungi, Ascomycota, Sordariomycetes, Ophiostomatales, Ophiostomataceae. Gene Ontology annotation, molecular function: oxidoreductase activity, acting on CH-OH group of donors; flavin adenine dinucleotide binding. The record is from RefSeq and is a predicted model, not a curated record. The coding region runs from base 1 to 1974 and encodes 657 amino acids. The transcript has a single exon.
AUGACUCCGCCGAGCCCGGACGCGUCCGAGGACCAUUUUGAGAGCGUGGACCGACGGGCCGACGUCGAGUACGACUACAUCGUGGUCGGGUCGGGACCAGGCGGCGGUCCGCUGGCAGCGAACCUGGCCAUGGGCGGCUACAAGGUGCUGCUGAUUGACGCGGGUGGCGAUUCGGGCACCGACUUGACGGAGAGCUUGCCGGCCCUACACCUCUUCUCGACCGAGCUGGAGGAGACGCGGUGGAAUUUUUACGUGGAGCAUUACGAGGACGUGGAGCGGCAGAAGAAGGACUCCAAGAUGACAUACCGCCAGGCCGACGGCAGCCUGUAUGUAGGCCUAUCGCCGCCUGUCGAUGCGGAACCGCUGGGAAUCCUGUAUCCGCGCACCGGCACUUUGGGCGGCUGCUCGCGCCAUAAUGCGCUCAUCACGAUCGGGGCGCAGGACCGCGACUGGGACCGGAUUGCCAACCUGACGGGGGACGACUCGUGGACUGCGGCCAACAUGCAGCAGUACAUGGAGCGAAUUGAGCGCAACGAAUACGCACCCAGCUCGCUUGUUGGUCACGGCUUCAGUGGCUGGCUCACGACGGCACUGACGUCGCUCUCACUUGUGGUCGAGGACCAGAAGCUGCUCUCGCUGAUCAUCGCGUCGGCCACGGCCAUGGGCCAGGGUCUUGUCGGGCUGGUGUUGUCGACGGUCGAGGGGCUCGGCCAGGUUCUGCUGCGUGACAUCAAUGCGCCCGGCCAGGCCAGCCAGACAGGCCUGUACCAGGUGCCGCUGGCCAUGUCGGACAAUGUACGAGGUGGCCCACGCGACCUGAUCCUCGACACGGCCUCGGCUGUGUUUGCCAACGGCUCGCGCAAGUACCACCUGGACAUCCGGCUCAACACGCUCGUCACCAAGAUUCGCUUCGACCAGAACGGCACGAAGCCGCGUGCAGUUGGCGUCGACUAUCUCGAGGGUGCUAGUCUGUACCGGGCAGACCCGCGGGCGACCAACGCGACCGUCACCGGGUCCGGCAGCGUCGAUGCGCGGCGCGAGGUCAUCGUGGCUGGAGGCGCCUUCAACACACCGCAGCUGCUCAAGCUCAGCGGCAUCGGGCCGGCAACUGAGCUGGCGCAGUUCAACAUCACCACACUGGUCGACUUGCCUGGUGUCGGUGGCAACAUGCAGGACCGUUACGAGGCCACGGUUGUGGGCAAGAACACGGUCGGUGACUUUGUCAUCACGAGCAAGUGCACCUUUCUGCAGACGCUUCCAGAUCCUUGUCUCGAGCAGUACGACGCCGGAAUUGACCCGAUCACGCGUGGCGUCUAUGGAACCAACGGCAUCGCUAUUGCCAUUGUGCUCAAAUCGUCGGUGGCCGAAGAUGAUGAGCCUGAUCUGCUCGUUUCUGGUGCGCCCGCCCGCUUCACUGGCUACUUCCCUGGCUAUGCGGCCGAGUCACUUGCCGAUGCUCAGCACUGGGCCUGGAUCGUGCUCAAGUCUCACAGCCGCAAUAAUGCCGGCACGGUGACGCUGCGUUCGGCCGACCCGCGUGACACGCCGCUGAUUCGGUUCCGCUCGUUUGACACAGGCGUCAACACCAGCGGCGAGGCUGCCAAAGACCUCCAGGCCGUCUAUGAAGGCUUCCAGUUCGGCCGUCGCGUCUUCCAGGACCUCAUUCCGCUCGAUGGCAGCUUUGCCGAGGUCUGGCCCGGCUCCAACGUCAGCGCCGAGGCCGACGUUAAGGACUUUCUCCAGGAUGAGGCCUGGGGCCACCACGCAUCUUGUACCUGUGCCAUCGGUCCCGACGACGACAAGAAUGCCGUGCUGACGUCUGACUUCAAGGUGCGCGGCACCGACGGGCUGCGUGUUGUCGACGCCAGCAUCUUCCCGUACAUCCCUGGCUUCUAUAUUGCCCUGCCGUUGUACAUGGUGUCGCAGAAGGCGAGCGAGGUGAUCUUGAAGGAGGCUGCUUCGACGGUUGUAUAA